GAAGGCUGAUCAGAAAAAUAUGUUUCACCUUGAGUUGUAAUAAUACUGUGGACAGAAGGGACUCAGGGACUUGUUUAUUGGGGACUAGAUUCACGCUAUGUCGUAGAAGUUCCCAAUGCAAAACUAUGGAUAACUACGUAGUCGGCAUGCACCCUAACCACUACUGUCCGGUGACAAGGACGUAUAAAAGAGUGUAUCUACCCGUGACCUACAGUAUAGUCUUCAUACUGGGACUUACUUUGAACGGGGCGCUACUCUGGCUGGUAUGCAGCCGCACGCGCAAGUGGAGUUGCUCGGCCGUCUACAUGGCCAAUCUAGCGGUGGCGGACCUGCUCUACGUGCUGGCCCUGCCUCUGCUGAUCGUCAGCUACGGCAUGGACGACCUCUGGCCGUUCGGGGACAUCAUCUGCAAGGCCGUGCGCUUCUUUUUCUACACCAAUCUCCACUGUGGAAUGAUGUUUCUGAUGUGCAUCAGCGUCCAUCGGCUCUUGGGCGUGUGUUACCCCAUUAAGGCCAUGCGUUAUCGGACUAAGAGGCUCGCCGUCCUCGCCUCAAGCAUGAUCUGGAUACUGGUGACCGCAGAAGUUUUGCCCACUCUAGUUUUCGCCCACACUGGCUUCAUCAACAAUAUGACGGUCUGUUUCGACAUGACCAGUCCAGGAGAAUUCAAGGCGUAUUUCCCCUACGGGUUGUUUCUGGCUGUCGUGGGCUUUCUAAUCCCUGUCCUGGUCAUCCUCAUUAGUAACUGUUCAAUGGUGAGAGUUUUAUCCAAACAGCAAUGGGACCUUUGCUCAAUUGGGACAGCGAUGCGCAACAAGUCCAUUCGCACCCUGAUGAUUGUGUCUCUAAUCUUCGUCGUGUGUUUCGGGCCGUAUCAUAUCACAAGGACCCUGUACUUGUUUGUGCGAGUUUACAUGGCUACCAAUUGUAGAGUUCUCAACGUGGUUAUGUUGAGCUAUAAGAUAUGGAGGCCCAUUGUAAGCGUACACUGUUGCGUCAACCCUAUCCUCUACUUCAUCGGCUCCAACAGAAAACGCAAACUUCUCUGGACGGUUUUAGCCCGAAAGCGAGUGCAUCCUACUGUGUGGACAGUGCAAGCUCAAGAACAGGCACAGAACAAUGAAACCGAACCAUCUGGUAGUGGGAAGAGUUGAUGCAUUUCCUGAAAAGAAACAGCUCAACUAAACUGGGUUGUUGUCAUAUGGGACAUCUUUCGUUAUUACAGCUUUCUGUAAGAAGAAAAAAAGUCCUCAUGCGAAUGCAUGAUGGUUGUGUUUUUGAUUGAAGAAGCAUACUUUAUUGAUAAAUAUGUGAUUCAAAUCUAAAGACUAAAACAGUGAAAUGCUAUUUUAUUUUAUAUUGAUUUAAUUAUUUGUGGUG
Messenger RNA from Sardina pilchardus (European sardine), 1380 nucleotides. Its product is annotated as P2Y purinoceptor 3-like. The coding region runs from base 126 to 1154 and encodes 342 amino acids. Gene Ontology annotation, molecular function: G protein-coupled receptor activity. Gene Ontology annotation, biological process: G protein-coupled receptor signaling pathway. Gene Ontology annotation, cellular component: plasma membrane. NCBI's taxonomy places the organism in Eukaryota, Metazoa, Chordata, Actinopteri, Clupeiformes, Clupeidae. The transcript has a single exon. The record is from RefSeq and is a predicted model, not a curated record.